Molecule: messenger RNA, 2998 nt
Organism: Durio zibethinus
Lineage: Eukaryota; Viridiplantae; Streptophyta; Magnoliopsida; Malvales; Malvaceae
Product: auxin response factor 9-like
Biological process (GO): response to hormone; regulation of DNA-templated transcription
Cellular component (GO): nucleus
Molecular function (GO): DNA binding
Source: RefSeq, a predicted model, not a curated record
UUAUUUUUUGGAGGUUUCUGAAUUUUGCAGCUGCUGCUGCUGCUUGUUGUGGACUUGAAAAGUUCGAGAGAUAUCUAUGAUGGCGAAUCGGGGAAGGUCGUUUUCGCAGACAAUUAAUGUCUCCUCCGAAGUGAUAGGAAAUGGAGGAGACGACCUGAAUAUGGAGUUAUGGAAGUUAUGUGCGGGCCCACUGGUUGACGUUCCUCGAGCUGAAGAUAGAGUCUAUUAUUUUCCUCAAGGACAUAUGGAACAGUUGGAAGCGUUGACAUAUCAGGAAUUGAAUCAGAGGAUUCCGUUGUUUAAUCUUCAACCGAAGAUUCUUUGCCGUGUUGUUCACAUUCAGUUGCUGGCUGAGCAAGAAACAGAUGAAGUUUAUGCACAAAUAACUUUGUUGCCGGAACCAAAUCAACCUGAGCCAACAACUCCUGAUCCAUGCCCUCCGGAGUCUCAAAGAUCCACUGUACACUCAUUCUGCAAGGUUUUAACUGCCUCGGAUACAAGCACCCAUGGAGGGUUUUCUGUUCUUCGCAAACAUGCCACUGAAUGCCUUCCUCCACUGGACAUGAACCAGGCAACACCAACCCAGGAAUUGGUUGCGAAGGAUCUUCAUGGUUAUGAGUGGCGCUUUAAGCAUAUUUUCAGAGGCCAACCAAGGAGGCAUUUGCUCACAACAGGAUGGAGUACAUUUGUUACUUCAAAGAGAUUAGUCGCUGGUGAUUCCUUUGUGUUCCUGAGAGGGGCAAAUGGGGAGCUACAUGUUGGAGUGAGGCGUGUUGCUCGUCAACAGAGCAGCAUGCCAUCAUCAGUGAUUUCAAGUCAGAGCAUGCACUUAGGAGUGCUUGCAACUGCAUCUCAUGCUGUUUCAACGCAAACCCUCUUUGUUGUCCACUAUAAGCCAAGGACGAGUCAGUUCAUCAUCAGAUUGAAUAAAUAUUUAGAGGCUCUUAACAAUAAGUUUACAGUUGGCAUGAGAUUUAGGAUGAGGUUUGAAGGGGAGGAUUCUCCUGAGAGAAGGUUUUCUGGCACAAUUGCUGGGGUUGAAGACUUUUCUCCUCACUGGAAAGAUUCAACAUGGCGAUCAUUGAAGGUACAAUGGGAUGAACCUUCCUCCAUUCCAAGACCUGACAGGGUUUCACCAUGGGAGAUAGAACCCUUCGCUCAACCAAUUCCACCAACUCUGGCUCAACCAGUUGUCACUAAGUAUAAAAGGCCUCGACCACCCAAUGAAAUUCCGGCUCUAGAUUUACCUUCAACAGCAUCUGCUCCUUGGAAUACUGAAGUGACGCAUUCCCCUGAUCUAGCAUGGCGUAACAUUACUCCUGAAGGGAAAAGAAAUGAAAACCAUGUUAUAUGGCAUCACUUGCAAACAGAGAUGAACAGCAGUUGCAGCUCUGUCUCGAAGACUCAGAAUGAAAGAAGCAGGCUAUCUUCUCCUGGCAUGAGUGUUUAUCCACUUAUGUUUCCUGAAGCAAGAGAGGAUAACAAAAGUGUACGUGGUUGGCCUGUUCAUUCAGGCUUUUCAAACCCACAAAUAAACAAUGUUUCAACAUUUGAUCCAAUUGAAAAGGUAAAGAAAUCUGAGACAGCUGCUAGUUGCCGAUUGUUUGGUAUUGAGCUGAUAAACCACUCUGCGAGCUCAACACAUUUGGAGAGGACACCUACACAACUUUCUACUAUGACCACUGGUACAACUGAAGGACAUGGUCUGAGUACCCUGUCACCCAUUGAUUCUGACCAGAAGUCUGACAUUUCAAAAGAUUCUAAAGAGAAGAUGCAGGAACAGUUACAGUUAUCAGCAAAAGAGAUCCAGAGCAGACAAAGUUGUUCUAGUUCUACAAGAAGUUGUACCAAGGUUCAGAUGCAGGGGGUAGCUAUCGGUCGUGCUGUUGACUUGGGCAUGCUGGAAGGGUAUGAUCAGCUUAUAGAUGAACUAGAGAGGCUGUUUCAUAUUAAGGGAGAACUUCGCCCUAGGAAUAAGUGGGAGAUUGUCUACACUGAUGAUGAAGGGGAUAUGAUGCUUGUAGGUGAUGACCCAUGGCUGGAAUUUUGCAACAUGGUAAGAAGAAUAUUUAUCUGUUCAAGUCAGGACGGGAAAAAGAUGAGUACUGGAAGUAAACUUCCCCUGGCUUCUAUUGAAGGUCAAGGGACUGUGAUAAGUUCAUACUCAGCUGAAAACUGAAAUCGGAAUCUUUUAUUUUUCUUUUCCUGAUUUUUAUUACCUGUCGUUUGUUUCUGUUAGAAGCUUUUUGUGUUACUUUUCGGUUGUGAAGGAUGUUAGCUCGUUUUUUAAAGCUGCCUACUAUAGGAGACUAGAAGACAUGACCUGGGUUUGAAGAACCAAGAGUUCUAAAUGAAUUAGUUUGGGUUAGAGGCUAGGAGCAGGAGAAAGUGAAUACUUAAUAACUUUGUGACGGGUUGGGGGUUGUAAUCUUGGUUUUUGUGCUUGUAAUUAUAAAAUGUGCUUUGGCAGUGUAAUGCCGGUAUGUAGUGAGUGAUCUGGUGGUGUAAUCCCGGUAUUAAGUGAGUGAAGGUGUACCUGCUUAGCGCUUAUGGUGCUGCUGCUGUCAUUACCUUCGCUUUUUUGGUUUUCAUUGAUUAAUGGUCAACAGCUCCUUUGCAUUUAUAAACUUCUUUUUCUUUUCUUUAGAAGUAGAAGGAGGUAGCCUGAAUUAGGAUAUGAGGCCUGACAGCACCUCUUAGCUUGGCGAGUAGGCAUUUAGCUCGUUGAGGACUUGAUGUCAACCGGGAAGCCGAGGCAUUCAAGUCCUUUGUAAAUGUAUUAUUUUGCGAAACUUUCAACUUUUCAAUAAAAAUUUGUAACAACGCAAUGUAUGUUUGUCAGAUUUGCAUAGCUCUUUAAUCCUCGUUAUAUGGUUUUUCCUUUUUUUGCCCAAGUCUCGAUGGGGUUUAAAUCUUUACAUUUUCAUUGGUUAUUAGGUGAUUAUCAUUUCAAUUAUUCGAUAAUAGUAAGUCAUAAUAAUCUUAUAAAUUCAACCGA